Messenger RNA from Prunus mume (Japanese apricot), 2243 nucleotides. RefSeq names its product squalene epoxidase 3-like. Gene Ontology annotation, molecular function: squalene monooxygenase activity; flavin adenine dinucleotide binding. The record is from RefSeq and is a predicted model, not a curated record. Gene Ontology annotation, biological process: sterol biosynthetic process. NCBI's taxonomy places the organism in Eukaryota, Viridiplantae, Streptophyta, Magnoliopsida, Rosales, Rosaceae. Gene Ontology annotation, cellular component: membrane; endoplasmic reticulum.
ACACGCAUAUUUGGACAUUAACUAUGACAAUUAAGCCAAGGGACAGCACCAGAUACAAAAAUCAAUAACAAUACAAUGAGCCUUCACUUCCCCAAAAAUGCUCCUACAAAAGGCCCCAUGCCCACAGCCAUACCAUCCUCACCCACAACAUUCAGAUUCAAAAGCAGCAACAUUGUCACCUUUCUCCUCCAUAACCAUAACAAUAAUCAACCUCACCUUUCUACAAGCUUCCAUAAUCACAAACCCACUACAACAACAGCAACAGAAAAAUUAAGCAAAAGCUCUAGUACCAGUAACUCCUGCAUUUCUUCUUCACCAUCUGGGUCUUUUUCUUUGAUUCGGACCAAGAUGGUGGCAAUGGUGGCGGUAGAUCCCUACGUUCUCUGGACCUUCUUUGCCUCCCUCUUGGGUUUCGUUACUCUCUCUGUUCUCCGUCGCCGUAAUUACGGUAAUGGCAUGGCCAAAGACAGGGGCAAGGUACAGAAGAACAAGAACAACACGAAUAAGAGCCUUGUUUCAGAACAAUGUGUCAAGAGCUCCGACGAAGGAGAAUUCCGGCCGGUGUACCUCUCCGGCACCGACGUCAUCAUUGUCGGCGCCGGUGUUGCUGGCGCUGCUCUCGCCCAUACCCUUGCCAAGGAGGGAAGACGUGUUCAUGUGAUUGAAAGAGACUUGACAGAGCCAGAUCGAAUUGUUGGUGAACUUCUCCAGCCAGGGGGAUACUUGAAAUUGAUUGAGUUGGGUCUUGAAGAUUGUGUGGAGGAAAUUGAUGCUCAGCGAGUGCAUGGAUAUGCUCUUUUUAAGGAUGGGAAGAAUACUAGGCUGACCUAUCCUCUGGAACAGUUUCACUCGGAUGUGGCAGGAAGAAGUUUCCACAAUGGGCGAUUCAUACAGAGGAUGAGAGAAAAAGCUUCUAAACUAACGAAUGUACAGCUUGAGCAAGGUACGGUAACUUCCCUGCUUGAAGAAAAUGGGACAAUUAAGGGGGUUCAAUACAAAACCAAGGAUGGUCAAGAACUUAAAGCAUAUGCUCCUCUUACAAUUGUUUGUGAUGGUUGUUUCUCAAAUCUGCGCCGCUCUCUUUGCAAGCCUCAGGUAGAAGUGCCAUCCUGUUUUGUGGGAUUAAUCUUGGAAAAUUGCGAACUCCCAUUUGCAAAUCAUGGGCAUGUAAUUCUUGGAGAUCCCUCUCCAAUCCUGUUCUAUCCAAUCAGUAGUACAGAAGUCCGCUGUCUGGUUGAUGUACCUGGCCAAAAAUUACCUCCCAUUGCCAAUGGUGAAAUGGCCAACUAUUUGAAGACUGUGGUGGCUCCACAGGUUCCACCUGAACUUCAUGAUGCAUUCAUUUCUGCAGUUGAUAAAGGAAAUAUCAGAACAAUGCCAAAUAGAAGCAUGCCAGCCAACCCACAGCCAACUCCAGGAGCUCUUUUGAUGGGUGAUGCUUUCAAUAUGCGACAUCCUUUAACUGGUGGAGGAAUGACUGUGGCACUGUCUGAUAUUGUGGUACUCAGGGAUCUUCUUAAGCCACUGCGUGACCUACACGAUCCAGCUUCAUUGUGUAAAUACCUAGAAUCCUUUUAUACCUUGCGCAAGCCGGUUGCAUCUACAAUAAAUACCUUGGCAGGUGCCCUAUACAAGGUGUUCUCUGCCUCCCCUGAUGAAGCAAGGAAGGUGAUGCGCCAAGCAUGUUUUGACUAUCUAAGCCUCGGAGGUACCUGUUCAACUGGACCAGUGGCUUUGCUCUCUGGUCUAAAUCCCCAUCCAUUGAGUUUGGUUCUUCAUUUUUUUGGUGUGGCGGUAUACGGUGUUGGCCGUUUGCUACUACCAUUUCCUUCACCAAAACGCAUUUGGAUUGGAGUCAGAUUAAUUUUGAGUGCAUCGGGUAUAAUAAUUCCCAUCAUCAAGGCAGAAGGAGUGAGACAGAUGUUCUUUCCGGCUACUAUUCCAGCUUAUCAUGGAGCUCCUCCUGUUGAGUGAGCUACAGAAAAUGAUAUGAGAGAGAGCAAGGUGUGCUUCAGAUUUGUUGCCUUUCAAAAGUCAAGACAAACCAGCAUAUACCUGCAACUUCUUUCUUGUUAAUGAUAGAUUAAGAGGAAAUUCCAUUUGUAUUUUUUUUAACCAAUUGUAUCAUUAUUUAUUGGUUUAGGACCACUCUCAAUGUAUGAACAAGAAGUGAUGUGAAACUCAAAAUAUGUGUAUCUUAUGUCGACUAUAUGGUAGAUAUUUGUAUUACAUUCGUUGCAUUU